AUGUCUCCGCCUCUGGGUAGCCCAUACAAGACGCUCAACGACUCCGUUCGCCAAGACAGCGUGCAACUCGCCGGAGUCCUAGUCAUCCUUGCCAUCGUGCUCGCAGGCGGAAUCUGGCUGUGCAUCCACUUCUACACAGAGCGGCGCGCGGCCCAAAGAGACAGACUAAACGCAGACUCCAUCCCCUCAGAAGCGAUGCAAGUCCCCUCGAUGAACCCAAGCACGUAUGUUGACCACUCCGUUCGAGCACGCAGUGAGACUCGAGCGCAGCGGAAUAUGUCCAGGGCCCGGCUCCCAGACAGGGCCCCCGCCACCCGAGAGGCCAUCCGUGUACCCGCCGCCGUGAAUGGCCACCCCACGACUGAGGAUGCCGUCUCCUGCGUGCCCGCGCCCUCACCCACCACUUUGCUGCGUCCCGUGCCCGAGUCCAUCCCGCGCCCUCAGUCUGUAUCAUUCGCCCGCCCUAUAUCAGGCUCUUUCUCUUUCUCCGGCCCGCGGACCUCGCACCGCUAUGGCGCGUACCGCACAAGCACAUACUCGAUCGCAUCCUCCGUCUCUGCGCUCGACGAGGUGCACAUGCGCGCCGUCCGCCAGGAAUUCCGCCCAACGCUUCCGGACGAGCUCGCGCUUACGGCAGGCGAGCGUGUCGCGGUCGCGAGGGCCUGCGGCGACGGCUGGUACAUCGUCGGACGCGACAGCCGUGGACGCCCGGGCGACAUCGAGCUUGGUGCCGCGCCGUUGUGGGCGUUCGCGACCCCCGUGGAGGGUGUGGUGCCCGUGCGUCCGCAGCGGACGUCAAGCCUUGGCAUCCAUGUCACGCUUGACACCACGGGAGGCCUGUGCUUCUCGUGGACAAAUGCGACAUCGUGA
Messenger RNA from Postia placenta MAD-698-R-SB12, 870 nucleotides. RefSeq lists its product as hypothetical. The record is from RefSeq and is a predicted model, not a curated record. The coding region runs from base 1 to 870 and encodes 289 amino acids. Lineage: Eukaryota; Fungi; Basidiomycota; Agaricomycetes; Polyporales; Adustoporiaceae. The transcript has a single exon. Gene Ontology annotation, molecular function: protein binding.